UGUCAAAUUUGGCGUGCAUUUGUGCAGAAUGAAGCAGGCGAUAACUGCAGAGCAGAUCGCAGAGUGGUUCACGCUCGGAGCACAGUUCGCCAACGUACGAAUCACCCCUGAGGUACAGAAAGCUAGCAAGCCGGUUAACCUUGAUGCAGGAGAGGGUUGUGUAAAGCCAUGCACCGAUCAGGACGGCCCAGAGAACGAUCGAUCAGAAGGAGCUGUGCGGGGGAGCAGGAAGUCGGACAUCCUCCUUGGCCGAGAUGUGGCUCCUCUUCUUGCCAGUUAUGAGUACCCAAAUCUCCCCAUCACUAAGAAUAGACAGGAGUUGAUCUCUCUGAUAGAGAACAACUCUGUUGUUAUAAUCCGGGGUGCGACGGGUAGUGGCAAAACCACCCAGCUCCCGCAGUUCAUCCUGGACUACUACACAGAGAAGGGCACCCCCUGCAACCUGGUGGUCACACAGCCCCGCAAGAUAGGGGCCUCCAGCAUUGCCCGCUGGGUUGCCCGCGAGCGCAAGUGCACCCUGGGCAGUCUGGUGGGCUACCAGGUGGGUUUAGAGAAGAUGGCUACUGAGCACACCAGGCUCAUCUACAUGACUACAGGAGUCCUGCUGCAGAAACUAGUGGCAGCAAAGAGUCUCACCGAAUUCUCCCACAUCUUUAUAGAUGAGGUGCAUGAGAGGACCGAGGAAUUGGAUUUUCUUCUGCUGGUUGUCAAAAAGCUGUUGAAUUCCAACUCGCGCUACGUCAAGGUAAUUCUAAUGUCUGCUACAAUAAACUGCGCCGAGUUUGCUGAGUAUUUCGGAACGCCUGUCCGCAGCCAGAUUAAUCCAGCAUACGUGUUUGAGGUGGAGGGGGCUCCGUACACCAUCGAGGAGUUCUACCUGGAUGACAUCAAGAGCAUUCUCCCCUUCAAAAUGGAUGGCCCCCACCCAGAUGACCCCUGCAUUAGCAUGGAGAUGUAUAAUAUGGCGGUCAGUCUCAUUCAGAGCUUCGAUGAUCUGGAGGCCAGAGAACAAAGUCAAUCGGAACAGAAUGGGCAGACGACCCUUCCAGGGAGGGGCAGUGUGCUGGUGUUUCUGCCUGGACUCGACGAGAUCCAGUACAUGCAGGAGGCUCUUGCCAAACUUGUACGCAAAAGGCUGCAGGUGUACCCGUUGCACUCCACUGUGACGCUAGAGGAGCAGAACGGUGUCUUCUUGGUACCUCUUCCUGGAUACAGGAAGGUCAUCCUAUCCACCAACAUUGCGGAGAGCUCAGUCACAGUGCCAGAUGUCAAAUAUGUGAUCGACUUCUGUUUGGCACGCCAUCUGGUGUGCGACAAAGAGACGAAUUACCAGUGUCUCCGCCUCACCUGGGCAUCUAAGACCAACUGUAACCAGCGCAAAGGUCGUGCUGGUAGGGUAUCUAAGGGGUUUUGUUACCGUUUGGUCACUAGGGACUUCUGGAAAACUGAGAUUCCAGACUACGCCAUUCCGGAGAUGCUGUGCUCUCCGUUGGCUAGUAUCCUGCUGAAGGUGAAGCUGUUGGACAUGGGAGACCCACGCUCGCUCCUAUCUACGGCUCUGACGCCCCCAAAUCUCCGGGACAUCGAGAGGACCAUCCUGCAGCUGAAAGAGAUGGGCGCCCUGUCCGUGCACAGCAGCAUUCGGAAGCACUUUGAUGGCGAGCUGACGUUUCUGGGCCGUGUCCUGGCCCACCUGCCUGUGGACCUGUUCCUGGGCAAGAUGAUCGUGCUCGGCCAUGUCUUUGGCUGCCUGGAGGAGAGCCUCAUCAUUGCUGCGUCUCUCUCCUUAAAGAGUUUCUUUGCGAUGCCCUCUCUGCAGCAGCUGGCAGGCUAUCGGAGUAAGUUGGCGUUCGCUCAUGGUGUGCCCAGUGACUCCGUUGCUUUUGUCAAUGCCUUUAAGGCAUGGUACACAUCCAGAGCUAAAGGAGAGCUCAGGCACCCAAAGGAUGAGCUGGAGUGGGGCAAAGAGAACUGUAUUCAAAUUAAACGCAUCAGAGAGGUGGCUGAGCUGUUUGUGGAUCUGAAGGUUCGAGUCUCUCAGUUUAACAUGCACGUCAGCGAUAGUUCCCACCCGUUGGAUUACGCAGGCAUUCACAGCCAAAGAUUCAUACUGCAGGUGGUGAUCGCAGGUGCCUUCUACCCAAACUACUUCCUCCAGGGAGCCAUAGACGAGGAGCAGGCCUCCAAAGAGCUUUCAGGAAAUGACCCCCGAACCACAGUGAUGGUGCGUAACCUUCCUCCAUUUGCUUUCCUCUACUAUAAGCAGCUGCAGUCGCUGUUCCGACAGUGCGGCCAAGUCAAGUUCAUCUCCUUUGAGGGCUCCAGAGCCUACGUGGAGUUCUACCGGUCAUCGCUGCAGGAUUCUGGGGUCCUGCCAGAGGUGUCUCUCUCGCUCCGGCUGUCCCAGCAGAAACAGCGCCUCAACCUGCAUGUGCACACCACCAACGAGGUGGAGGCUCUGGCCGGGUGCAGGACCGUCUCGCACCUCCAAUACGCACGGGUGAAUGUGGAUUUUCAGAGCCAGACUGUUUACCCUGUUGGAGUCCUGAGCAGCACAAUCGACCCAGAGCGCCUGCCCUCCACCAGGGUCUUUGUUGUCAACAUUACUGAGGUGGUGGAGGUCGGCCACUUCUGGGGCUUCCAGGCAGAUGAAGCCAGUCUGGAGAAGCAGGGGAGGCUGACGGCGGCCAUUAACAUGCUGGAGCUGCGUCCUUUGUCGGUGUCACUUUACCCGAACCUGCUCUGCCUGGCGCCGUUCAGCGACACACAAACCGACACAGGCAGUUACUACAGAGCCAAGGUUCUGCAUGUACAGGGGAGCAAUGUGGAGGUGUUCUUCCUGGACUUUGGAAACACCUCAAAAGUUCCUUGCAAUAGUCUAAGGGAACUUCCUGCAGACCUGCUCGGAGCACCCUUUCAGGCUCAGGAGUUUGUGCUGGCAGGCCUGGCUCCAUCGGCCCAGUCCAUGAUCACAGGCGUCCAGUGGAGCAGCCGAGCGCGUAACCGCUUCAUCACGCUGGUGAAUGGACGCUCGCUCAUUGUCUCCCUAUACUCCAUCCUGCAUGGCGUCAUGCGUGUCCACCUCCAUGUCUCCAUGGAGACGGGUGACGUUGACGUGGCCAACCUGCUCGUGCAGGAGGGAUAUGCCCGCCUCGUCCCUGAGAGCUUUGAGAGCCAGCAGUCUCAUGAGGUGUUAAUGGGUCUGUAUAAGGACCUGAAGGAGGGCACCUUCACGCCGAGCUCCAGCAGCAGCUCCUGGAACACCCGCAAAGAGGAGGAGAAGCAGCUCAUCAACAGCCUGCUACUCUCCUUCUCCAAAGCCAGCCACAGCGCCCCCAAGUGCAGGGUCUCUGUGCAUGGCCCGUUCAGCCCCCACAAGGUCACCUUUCACUGCAUGAGCGGAGUCAUGCAGUACAGGUCAGUCAUCAUCGACAGAGACAGCAUAAACUCCGUGCUGGUGAACGACAAUCCUCAGGACAGUCACGAGAGAUUGCUGGUUGCAGGAUCUGUAUCUCUUAAUGCCUCAGGGACAUGUAUAAUGCUGAAAGAAACAACUCUGAUGCCUCAUAUCCAUGGCCUCCCUUCCCUGAUCACAAUGCUCUUCACCCCCGUCAUGGAGCUACGUACUGAUCAGGAGCGCACUUGCUUUACUGGAGCUCUGUGUGGCCUGGGCACAAACUCCAACUCCCAGGAGGCUAUGCUGCCAGAUCAUGAUAUCGAGACAACCUUUGAUGUCAAGGUUGAUGUUGAGGACAUCUCUGAGAUAAAUGGACUUCGAGGAGCAGUUAAUAGGCUGGUGUGUGAGGGUCCCAACGGCCUCCUCCAUUUGGGCCCAGACCGGAUCAGCGCUCUCCAGGAAGAUGCACGUGAUCGACUCCUCAGGCUGUUCUGUAAAAUGCCCUCCAGAGAGGAUUGCACACCUGUUUACUACGACAUGCCCAAGAAAUGGAACCAGGUUGACCCCUCCCAGCAGAUGGAGGUUGUCCAAAAUGAUGGCAGAGCUAAAGCGGUUCUAUUCCAGCUGCACCCUGUGACUCUACUCAACAUGUGAUGUCUGUUGCUGUCGAGGCUGAUCUAAAAUGUAAAAAAAAAAUUAAAAAAUAAAAUGCUAUUAUAAUGCAAGGAAGAGCGCUGACUUAGCCGAACUGAAAGUUUCUUUUUAAGGUUGUGUUCCCUGUUCAAUUGCUGCCACAAGCAGUGUUUGUUAAUAAACCAUACUUUUCUUUCUUUCAGAUUAAUUUGGUUAUGAAUUAUCAACAGUAAUCUCAA
Molecule: messenger RNA, 4269 nt
Organism: Electrophorus electricus (electric eel)
Lineage: Eukaryota; Metazoa; Chordata; Actinopteri; Gymnotiformes; Gymnotidae
Gene: tdrd9
Product: tudor domain containing 9
Cellular component (GO): intracellular anatomical structure
Molecular function (GO): helicase activity; RNA binding; ATP binding
Source: RefSeq, a predicted model, not a curated record